This is a messenger RNA of Blepharisma stoltei, 318 nucleotides long. Lineage: Eukaryota; Ciliophora; Heterotrichea; Heterotrichida; Blepharismidae. The record is from the annotation of a GenBank genome assembly.
AUGCAACCAAAAUUUGUGAUCCCUGGAGGGUGCACAAAGUAUUUGCAACCACUUGACGCACUGGUAAUUGCAAAUUUCAAAUCAAAAACAACAGAUUUCAGAAUCAAAUUCCAAACAGAGCAGAUUGAAAGAAGAUCGAAAAGAACUGGAAACCUCAAAGCUCUUGAUCGCCAGCAACUGAUAAACAUUGCUUCAAAGGCGUGAGAUGCUGUAAGCCCUCAACUUGUCAGAAAAUCAUUUGAGUUGACGGGUUCUUAUGGCGUUAAUCAUCCAAAGAUUUUCAGCCAUCAAGUUAAUAUGAAGAAGUUAAUUAUCUAA